GAAUGCAGAACUCGGCGGCGUCUUGUUUUAUUGUGAGUUUAAUUGAUUUGGCGGCGGCGGCAAUAGUAGGCACGUUCGCUAUUAUACAGAAACAGGUUUCAGCAUGUAUGGUGACAGGCGUUCUUUACUGUAUGGCUGGGCUGUUUUCGGUUUUUGGCCUCACAAUUUUUCACACAAAAAUGUACUAUGAGAAGUACCAGUGCUACUCUUUCGAGGAGAAUGAACUGCCCCCAGCUGCCUGUGAGGCACGUAAUGUGGAUAUUGGCUGGGCAAUGCCAUUAGCAUGGGUAGGGGUGGUUGUUUGUGUUUUUGCCUUCGGAAUGUGGAUAUUUGUCACCCGUGCCUUUCGUCUUAUCAAGUCAAAGACUAUGAUAUGAUUGUUUCAAGUACUCUAAAUAUUAUUACAUAUCAUUUUAUAUUUGAGUUGAACCAAAAGCGAGAUAACUAUUUUUAGUAUCUUAUAUUAAUAAUUAUGUACAUUUUGCCCUUUUUUAAAGUUUACAUUUUGAAAAAAAAAAAA
Ruditapes philippinarum (Manila clam) is the source of this 520-nucleotide messenger RNA. RefSeq lists its product as uncharacterized. Gene Ontology annotation, cellular component: membrane. The record is from RefSeq and is a predicted model, not a curated record. Lineage: Eukaryota; Metazoa; Mollusca; Bivalvia; Venerida; Veneridae.